Messenger RNA from Falco peregrinus (peregrine falcon), 2787 nucleotides. RefSeq names its product purine rich element binding protein A (gene PURA). The record is from RefSeq and is a predicted model, not a curated record. The coding region runs from base 140 to 1090 and encodes 316 amino acids. Gene Ontology annotation, biological process: regulation of transcription by RNA polymerase II. Gene Ontology annotation, molecular function: DNA-binding transcription factor activity, RNA polymerase II-specific; purine-rich negative regulatory element binding; RNA polymerase II transcription regulatory region sequence-specific DNA binding. Gene Ontology annotation, cellular component: nucleus. Lineage: Eukaryota; Metazoa; Chordata; Aves; Falconiformes; Falconidae. The transcript has a single exon.
CGGGCGGCGGCCGGGGGCGGCCGAGGAGGAGGCGGCGGCGGCGGCGGCGGCGGCGCGGGCGGCGGCGCGGGGGGGGCGCCGGGCGAGAAGCGGCGGCGGCGGCCGAGGCCGAGCGGCGGCGGCGGCGGGCGGCGGCAUCAUGGCGGACAGAGACAGCGGCAGCGAGCAGGGCGGCGGCGGCGGGGGCGCGGCGGGCGCCGGGGGGCCGGGCUCGGGCGGCGGCGGCGGCGGCGGCGGCGGCGGCCCGGGCGGCGGCCUGCAGCACGAGACGCAGGAGCUGGCCUCCAAGCGGGUGGACAUCCAGAACAAGCGCUUCUACCUGGACGUGAAGCAGAACGCCAAGGGCCGCUUCCUCAAGAUCGCCGAGGUGGGGGCGGGUGGCAACAAGAGCCGCCUGACCCUCUCCAUGUCGGUGGCCGUCGAGUUCCGCGACUACCUGGGCGACUUCAUCGAGCACUACGCGCAGCUGGGGCCCAGCCAGCCCCCCGAGCUGGCGCAGGCUGCCGACGAGCCCCGGCGGGCGCUCAAGAGCGAGUUCCUGGUGCGGGAGAACCGCAAGUACUACAUGGAUCUGAAGGAGAACCAGCGCGGGCGCUUCCUCCGCGUCCGCCAGACCGUCAACCGCGGCCCGGGGCUGGGCUCCACGCAGGGCCAGACCAUCGCCCUGCCGGCCCAGGGCCUGAUCGAGUUCCGCGACGCCCUGGCCAAGCUCAUCGACGACUACGGGGUGGAGGAGGAGCCGGCCGAGCUGCCCGAGGGCACCUCCUUGACUGUGGACAACAAGCGUUUCUUCUUCGACGUGGGCUCCAACAAGUACGGCGUGUUCAUGCGGGUGAGCGAGGUGAAGCCCACCUACCGCAACUCCAUCACCGUCCCCUACAAGGUCUGGGCCAAGUUCGGCCACACCUUCUGCAAGUACUCGGACGAGAUGAAGAAGAUCCAGGAGAAGCAGCGGGACAAGCGCGCCGCCGCCGCCGCCGCCCCCGCCGCGGGCGCCGGGGCCGAGCCGCCCCCCGAGGCCGAGGCCGCCGCCGCCGCCGCCGGGCCGCCCGGCGCCCUGCUGCAGGCCGAGGAGCCCGAGGAGGACUGACCGCCCGCCCCCCCGGAACGCGGACUGGCCCCGCCGCCGGCGGGAGGGCGGGCGGGCGGCGGGGCGGGGGGGCGGCGGCGAGCGGCCCUCCCCUCUGCCCGGCGCCCCCCCCGGCAGCGCCGCCCGCCCGGCGCCCCCCGCCGCCCGGCAGCAGCGCCUCCGACCCGCCACCCAUCGCUGGAUGUUCCUCCACUUUACCCACCGUAUCAAACAGUAAGCAGCUGCUAAAACAAAAAAAAAAAAACAAAACACACAAAAAAAAGUCAAAAAAAGUAAUAACAUUAUAUAUGAACUGUGUUUCCUACUUGAUUAAAAAUAUAAAGAACUGAGUGUUUAUUUCCCUAAUUAACCGAGAACUUUUGUACACGUUUAAGCUAUUAUUAUUAAAAGUGUUUGCAAAAAUGGUCAAGAUUAUAAUAUUGCUGAAUUAUAUAAAAAGAAAAAGUCCUUUUCAUGUUGAGCUAACAUUUGACUUUAGCACAAAAAAAAAAAAGAGAUAUUUUAGAACACGUAAAAAUAAUAUUUUUAGUUUUUUCUUCUCAUUUUGUUACCAAAUUUCGAACCUUACAUGGAGGUUACUAUAGUAUAUUUGACACCCUAUAUACCUGUGAUUAGAGAUGUGUAUAUAUAUAUGAGGGCUAGGCAUGCUGUGUGUCUGAGCUUUGUCUAAAUGUUAUGCAGAAGUUUGUAGAGUUAAAAGGUACGUAGGUUUAAUUCAUGCAAGGUAAACAAUAAGUGCUCUCUUUUAUACAAUAUGCAUUGCAUCUGGACCUUAAACAUAUAAAAAUGGUCAGUGAAACUUCUGUGAACAUGAAGAAAAAUUAUUAAAAAAGGCAUUUAAAUGAAAUUUGCUAACUUGUGAUUUUUACGUUUGAACCAAAGUUACUCAAAUAGUAAAAAAAAAAAAAAAAAAAAAAAGAGGAAAAGUAAAAGAGAGAGAGAGAAAAGUAAAGAAUUUUCCUCCCUUAAUAUUUUUUUCUGCACCUGUUUGGUUUACAACUGAGUAGGCGUAUUGUCAUUAUUGUGUAUAUGAGAUGUACUUGUAUUGUUCAUAUUUUUUUUAUUCUGUGUACUUAAAGUAAUUAACCUGAUGUGCAGCGGUUUCCAGUCGACCUGUUUUUGGACAGCAGGUAGCGAGUCUUUCCAUGUCGCCACUGGCACUAGCACUGUCUCCUGAACUUGUGCGAGGUCCGAGCCUGUGCUUUGAUCCCUACCAGUGCUGAUUAACUUCUGUAGGCCUGUUAGAAAUCAGUGCAACGCGAUUGCAGAGUAAUCCUACUGAGCCAUGGGGUUCGGAGUUUUGUUGGAAAGUGAAAGCCAAGCCUGUGUGUGUCUGUAACGGAUUUCCAUGUAGCUGUGGUGCUAGUUGUUACUGGCUACAUACCUGACGAGCCUAGCCGUGCCCUUCCCUCCCCGUCCCAGCCUCCUUGCCGGCAUGUGCGCUCGUGGGCUCUGGUCAAAGCCUAGGGUAGGGAAACGCAGAAUUGUCAAAACGCUAUCAUCUGUCCAGGUGUGUUCUCCAAAUUGAAAUUGUUUGUAAUAAUAAUAAGGAUAAUAAUAGACUUUUACAGGUUGUUUUUGUUGAUUUUUUUUUCUUUUUAAAAAAAAAGUUGGUGUGCUUUUAAUUGACUAACUUCUUGCUGCUGUAUAGUAAAAUAUUAAUAUAUUUUUAUCAUUAAACUGCUGCAUGACUAUCA